Molecule: messenger RNA, 1197 nt
Organism: Suillus clintonianus
Lineage: Eukaryota; Fungi; Basidiomycota; Agaricomycetes; Boletales; Suillaceae
Product: S-adenosyl-L-methionine-dependent methyltransferase
Exons: 3
Coding region: 146-1135 (329 amino acids)
Biological process (GO): ubiquinone biosynthetic process
Molecular function (GO): 2-methoxy-6-polyprenyl-1,4-benzoquinol methyltransferase activity
Source: RefSeq, a predicted model, not a curated record
ACUGGUCCGGCGCGACACCGCACGCAUCCAGCCAUCGCAAAUUGGUUGGGUUGACCGACGCAAGACUAGCUUGGUUGCGACAAUCUCUAUUGCUCCCGAACUCGAGCAAUUGUCCGGACUGCGAGUCUCUGACUCCAAGUCUUCCAUGUUGUCUGCAGCCGUCCGACCGACAACGCAUCUAUUACGCUUCUGCCAAAACACUCGACGCUUCCAGUCGGCAGCAGCGACGUCCUCAACCAUCAACGCAGCCGAGAUUGCCCAUUUUUCCCGGCUUUCCUCACUAUGGUGGAAUGAGCAAGGAGAGUUUUCGUUGCUGCAUCGAAUGAACCCUGUAAGGGUGCGCUACAUCCGGGAAAAACUCAUUGAGGCCAUGUGCGAAGAUCAAGGAGAGGACGCAAGGAGAGAGAUGGAGUCGAAAUGCACGGUGCUGAGUGGAAUGGACGUGUUGGAUGUGGGCUGUGGCGGUGGCUUGCUCUCAGAGAGUCUCACUAGGCUGGGAGCACGUACUCUUGGUAUCGAUGCAUCUGAAUCCAACAUUGGAAUAGCUUCGACACAUGCUAGUGCUGAUCCCCAACUGUCUUCUUCGGGCAGUGCAUUGGAAUACCGUCAUACGUCUGCAGAGCAGCUGAUUAAAGAGCCAAAGCGGUUCGACGCCGUGUGCUCGAUGGAGGUUAUUGAACACGUAGAUAACCCGGUGGCGUUCCUUUCUGCUUGUGCCCAGUUGGUGAAAGUAAGCCAUCUUUUCCUUUCCACAAUUGCGCGAACGCCACUCUCCUAUUUCCUUACAAUUUUGGCCGCCGAACAUAUUCUCCGCAAGGUAUCCGUGGGGACCCACACGUACUCAAAGUUCAUUAAUCCCUCCGAGCUUGUAUCAUUCUUCCAAACAUAUGGGUCCUCGCCUUCCUCCUCCAGCAAUCCAACAGACUCAAGUCAUAUCGGCUCUAGUGCAUCUCCCAGACCGUGGAUAACACGUACGUAUGCACACGGUCUGCCCACACGAUCAGAAGCGGAAGUGCGAGGAAUGAUGUAUAUUCCAUGGAGCGGAGAAUGGAAGUUGAUGUCCCGCUCUUCUACGCCCUGGGGUGCUGCAGAGUGCAACUAUCUCUUUUGGGUCAGGAGACCCUUGGAUUCGUAGCAAGAGAUUCGCAACCUAAAUAUAUGAUGUUCCACAUCACCCCUGCACGCAGCGCUGCAGAU